Messenger RNA from Colletotrichum destructivum, 3609 nucleotides. Its product is annotated as Putative Zinc finger, RING-type, IBR domain, Zinc finger, RING/FYVE/PHD-type, TRIAD. Gene Ontology annotation, molecular function: zinc ion binding; ubiquitin conjugating enzyme binding; ubiquitin protein ligase activity. The transcript is spliced from 3 exons. Gene Ontology annotation, biological process: protein polyubiquitination; ubiquitin-dependent protein catabolic process; positive regulation of proteasomal ubiquitin-dependent protein catabolic process. Bases 654 to 3230 code for a protein of 858 amino acids. The record is from RefSeq and is a predicted model, not a curated record. Lineage: Eukaryota; Fungi; Ascomycota; Sordariomycetes; Glomerellales; Glomerellaceae. Gene Ontology annotation, cellular component: cytoplasm; ubiquitin ligase complex.
UUGGACGAGGUGUCUUUCCUCCUCCUCGACCCUCUUCCCCCUUACUUUGAUACUUGCUACCUUACCUAGGUAGCUAAAUAUAUACAAGUGCUACACUGCUACAGUUCAACGGAACACCACCUAUCUAUCAGUCUACCUACAUCAUUCAAGGUCACCGUCACGAUUUCACCAACGACAUGUCCAGCCCCUCCACGCCCAACCUGACCCUACGAGAAUCGUGAUCCAACGAGGCAUCUACGCUUCUCACACACCCCCGCCCCGGGCGACCGUCAUCCUUCGGGCUUCUGUUCUCCUCUCCACACUCCCCGUUCGACCAAACAGCUUCCACUGCUGCCCGAUUGACACCUCACCGAAAAAGGAAGAGAGAGAGAGAGAGAGAGAGAGAGAGAAAAGAAAGAAAAAAGCAAACAGGUGCCGUCGUCUACUUUUUCAGGGCGCACAACAAUCACCUCUGCACACCUGCAUGUGCAUGGCCGAUAUGCAACCCGUCAUCCAGGCCCAAUCAUCGCUCCGCGGCAUGCAUUGAAGCCACCCAUUCACAAGCAACCAGCUGUCCGGGUGCACCUCCUUCUCGACCCUCGAUUCCAACGACUCCCGCUCUCGAACCCAUCUCCAACUCCUCUUUCCUCCCGGAUGAGGCUGACGGCAGCCCGAUGGCCUAUCGAGAUGGCGCAGAGCUGCACAGGAGAACGAGCCGACGGCGGCACCCUCUCAGCCCGCCGCCCGUCGCACAUUAUGAUUGGCACCCCGCCGUCGAGACCGCAUUCGACCCGAUGCCAUACCGAAGGCCUAGAGACCUUAUACAAGGGCCUGACGAGAGGACUUCGACUUCGUCCAUGGGACGAAGCCGCUCAGUAAACACCACCAGCGGCGCGUCCGCCACCCUCGCAGCGACGACCAUGCCCAGGACCCCCAAACCAGCUCCCUAUAGGAGGGGGAGGGUGCCGGUCAACACUGACUAUGAUUCAUACGACGAUGAGUCGUCCGAGGGCGGUCGGAAGAGGGGGUGGGAGACCUCCAGACGUGGCCGCAGUCCGGAGCCACCCCGCCGCUCAAGGACGCGGCGUACCCACGACUCGAGGCGGUCGUCGCGCUAUUCGCGGUCUGCUUCCGAGUCGGAUUCGGAUGACGAGUCGGGGACGAGCGUCUCGACACGGGUGGAGGAGCGGGAGCGGGAGCGGGACCAGUGGCGAGGCAGGGACGGGGACGUUGAUUGGGACAGGCGAGAGAGGGAGAGGGAGAGGUGCGGGAAACCGGCACGCCAGACAGUCGUCGAGCGGCGCCGGCGGCCGGAGGACGACAAGACGCCCAAGCGCCGCAGGAAGAUCAAGAAGAUCAUCUACUUGGAGGAGGACGGAUCCACGGAGCCCACACCGCAGCAAUCCAUGGACGAGCGCAGCCGCUCGCCCCCGCGACAUCGUUCUCGCCUCUCACGACCACCGUCUGGGCGACACCCCUCAAGACAGCGCUCUGAGAGUCCGGCCCGGAGAUCGAGCCACCAUCGCCCCCCGCCCAAGGCGUACGAUAUCUCCAAGCCGCCCAGCUCCUCCAGGAGGCUGGCCUAUGAGACGUACCCGGCUCGGGGCGAUUCUGACUUGACCCCGAGCAGGCAUGCCAGGAGACGCCCAUCCCAGGUUGUGUAUCCAGAGACCCGCACAGUCCGCCGCUCCAACACCGCCUCAGGGGCAUCGCGUGUCACGUCGCGCACGCGCAGUACCACGUCGUCAAACAGGCACUCGUCUAGCUUUUUGGGCAAUCUACUCACGGGGAGCUCCGUUUCCCACUCAACCGAGAAGACGGCCAGAGCUGAGUGCGUCGUAUGCAUGGAUGAUUUCCCGUCAAGCAGAAUUUCAAAGCUCAAGUGCGGACAUCGAAUGUGCAGCGCGUGUUUGAAGAGACACUUCAAAAUCUCCAUCUCUGACCCGCAGGAAAUGCCCCCAAAGUGCUGUUCCGAGAACAUCGCCUUGAAGCACGUCGACCACCUGUUUUCGGCCGAGUUCAAGAAGAAGUGGAAUCGGAGGUUCCAGGAGUACUCGGCGCGAAACCGCAUUUACUGCCCUUCGAGGAAGUGUGGCGCCUGGAUCAAGCCGCACUACAUCCGCAGCGAAGGGGGCCGCAAGUACGCCAAAUGCGGCCAGUGCCGAACCAAAGUAUGCUGCUCAUGCAAUGGCCGGUGGCACUCGUCGAGGGAAUGCCCCAACGACGAGGAGACAACCCGGUUCCUGGACCAAGCCAAGGAUGAGGGCUGGAAACGAUGCUUCAAAUGCAACCACAUGGUCGAGCUCAAGGAAGGCUGCAACCACAUGAGAUGCGUCUGCGGAGCACAAUUCUGCAUGGUGUGCGGCACCAAGUGGAGGAAUUGCGACUGUCCUUGGUUUAACGAUGAGACAGCGGACGCGGACCAGCUUCGUGAAGUGCAACUGCCGGCUACAAUACAGCGCAUGGAGCGGAUGGACCUCGCCGAGAGUUCGAGGAGUGUGCGGCCAACGGUCGCCUCCAGCGUGCCGCCGCCGCCGCCGCCGCAGCCGUUGCGGCGGUCGCGGUCGCAAGAGUAUGACAGCAGCAGAUUGAUGCGGAGGUUCCAAGAGAACCGCGACCAAGAGAUUGCGCGGACGCUACAGAGUUACGAGGUUGACGAUGUCUACGACAGAGGAUACGGCGAUAUCGUCAGCAUCGGCAACCCGACAGGCCACUUCGUGAAUGACGACUAUCACCGAGAGGCGGACGCAUACGUAUCGGCACCUGUGCCUCCAGCGCCGACGCCACCGGCGGCUUUCGAAAGGCCGGCGCCGACGGACUACAUGUCGGGGGUCAACAGAGCGCGAGGCCUCGCUGAACGCUUCUCGGAGCUCCGUCCGGGCCCGGGUGGCUCCUGGCCGGGGAUGAUUGCCCAGCCGCCUGUACCGCCCCUACUAGGGCCGAUGUCAACCCCUCUUAUGGCAGCUCCGAUGGCAAUGGGACCCCCACCGCCGCUCCCGCUGUUAAGAAGACACACGAUGGAGGAGGAAAUGUACGACAGGACGGCGCGGCCAUCUGAAGGGAUGGUAUACGACUACGAAAGGGAGGCGGCGGUACAUGCGCCACGGAGCCGGAGACGAAUGCGAGAGGAGCCAAGGUCGUCGACGCUCGCCGGGCUGACGGGGGUGGGCCGGGGCAUGAACCGGGUGCAUGAAUGGCGAAACUAUGUGCGGCCGGGCAUGCCGGAGGGAGAGGCGUCCGCAAUGGGGUGAUACGACAAACAGCGAAACAAGUACUUGACGACAGAACAGGACUCAGGACACACCACGAUUUGAUGAAUCCCCAUUGCUCGGGUUUGUUUUUUUGGUUCAUGCUACAUGUAUCUGGGGGAGGGGGAGGCCGUUUGCCAUUCUUUCCAUGGGGUUAUGCUUGUAAUUCUAGGCGCGUGAUGAUAUAUCCUCGGGGCAGGGCGUGGGUUUAAGGUUUCUUGUGAGUGCAGUACGCAGCAUACAUAGUUAGUUGCACGGAGUAACGAGUGCACAUGAGGUCCAUUUGGCUUUUCGGUUUGCCGUUUCUCAUGUGAAGUCUGGGCCUCGGUCGGUUCGCGCUUGGUGGCACGGAUCGAGUCCCGGACGCCUCGGCGUCCGAUCU